Polychytrium aggregatum is the source of this 2851-nucleotide messenger RNA. RefSeq names its product oligomeric Golgi complex subunit 7. The coding region runs from base 25 to 2793 and encodes 922 amino acids. The record is from RefSeq and is a predicted model, not a curated record. Lineage: Eukaryota; Fungi; Chytridiomycota; Chytridiomycetes; Polychytriales. The transcript has a single exon. Gene Ontology annotation, cellular component: COG complex. Gene Ontology annotation, biological process: retrograde vesicle-mediated transport, Golgi to endoplasmic reticulum; intracellular protein transport; Golgi organization.
CUCUCACCCCAUGCCGUCCUGCCAAUGCCCCUGCCCAUCGACCCAGCCUCUGUCGCCGGCGACGACGCUUCGCCCGAGCAGCUUCUGCCGAGCCUGCUGAAGAAGCAGCCGUAUGCGUCACGUCCAGCCAUCGAUCUCGCCGACUUUGGCCAUCCCAGCUUUGACCCAAAGUCCUGGAUCAACCUGGCCCUGAAUGCGACAGGGCCCGAUGCUGCCUCCUCAACCGCCGCGGCCGCGCCUGCUCUGGCCAAAUCGGAUCCAAUCCUGACGCAGUCGGACUCGCAGCUCUCGCUGGGAAGCAGCGACUCAUCCUCUCGUGUAGUUGCCGGCCCCGGACUCUCGACGGAGCAGCACGUCGCCCAGCUCCUGACUCAGCUGCACCUUUCGAGCCAGGAUGCCGCCUACAAGCUGCAUCAGCUCGCCAAGGACAUGGUUGGGAGCAUCUCCCAAUCUUAUCACGACAUUGAAUACAUCCGUCAGGACUCGAGAGCCCUCAAGGCGUUGAUCCAGACCGCCAAGCUCGAGCUCGAGUCGACACAGACCCAAACAGGCUCGGCCAUCGAUCACCUCGGUCGCCUCGACGUCGUGCGGGGCCGCAUGGAGCAGACUCGCGACGCUCUCAAAGAAGCCGAGAACUGGAACUCGCUGUCGAUCGAGAUCGAGGGUCUCUUUGACUCGGGCGACUACCACAAGGCCGCGCUGCGACUGAAGGAGGCUCAAAAGUCGCUCGGGCUCCUCGCCAACACGGCCGACUACAGCGCUCGCCUGGAGCUGCUGACAAAGCUCCAGAAUCAGCUCGAGAUCACUUCGAGUACACAGUUAGUCUCUGCCCUUGCCGAGCACGACACCGACACGGUCAAGCGGCUCUUUGAGAUUUUCGAGAACAUCCAGAAGAGCGACCAGUUUUUCUACUACUAUUUUCUAUCCAAGAAGACUCCUCUGAUGCGCUCUUGGACAAGCGUGGCAUCUGCCAGCCCCGCUGUCUCGCCCGGCCCGAGCUCGCUCUACGAUGUAGAUACACAGCGCGCCGGCGCCCUCGGCCAAUUCUUCGAGCAGAUCCUGAUCCUGCUCAACAAGGAAUACACCUGGUCGGCCUUGGUCUUCCCAAACGCCAAGCAGAUCAUGAAUGGGCUGCUGUACGAAAUUUUUGCGACCGUCGAUCCAAGCCUCGCGAAUGUGCUCACAAAGAGGGCCGCUGCCGACGACGGUUUACUCUUUAUCGUCGAAGCCUAUCAGUCGGCAUCCAAGCUCGGCUGCCAGAUCGAGAAGCUGCUGUCCAUGAUCCAGAUCGACUUCAAGAGCGCGUAUGCCCUGUCGACGCAUCUUGGGAGCAGUGAGUCGCUGACUUCCGACCGAUGGCAGACAGCGCUCUUUGAGCCCUUUUUGUCCUUCCAGACGCACUAUGGCGAUCAGGAAAAGAAGCUGCUCGUCCGCCAGUUGCUCGAGGUGCUGCAGACAGACGCACGCACCGACUUUAUGGAGACAACGCAGAUGAUGACGGACACUACCGGGCAGAUCUUUACGAUUGCCGAGGGGGCAUUUGCGCGAUGUCGCACCCUGACCUCUGGCUUUGGAGCCCUCGAUUUGAUUGCAAGUCUGCGCUACUACUUUGUCAAGGUCGUUGAUCAGUACCGUGCAAUCGUGCAGCAAACGCGAUACGACAUUGGAAUCGAGAGCAAGGCCGGCGCAAAGACUGGCACAGGGGCUCACUCGUCUGCCGCCGGCACAGCAACGGCGUCGUCCGAUGCCCUUGAAUUCGCCAACUCCGAUCUGGCCACCCAGGAGUGGUCCAAUUUCCAGGUCGGUCUGCGGGUCCUCGGAGUAUGCUGCUCCUUUUCCAAGCGCAUGAAGGUGUUUGAGGGUCAGUUCUGCACCUGGCUGGCGCAUAUGAAGCGAAGGGUCGAGUUUAUCCACGAAGAGCCCGGAGAUCCCGCCAAGGCCGAUGCCUUGGAUCUCGAGGAAGACUCGUGCCAAGGUGCACGCAGCUCGCUGCGCCUUUCAACCCUCAACUCGUUUGCCCUCUCGAGCCUCUACGAACAAGUGGGCGAACGCACAGUGGCCGAAGGCAUCCCCGGGUUUUCCGCCGAAGUCCGCAGCACCCUUGCUGGCUUCACUGGAUAUGCACAGCGAUUCGUCUUCGAUACCAUGUUCAGCAUGAUUGAGAAGCACCUCAUGGACGUUCCGGUAAUGCCUUUGUGGGGAGCCGCCCUUCCGACGACCACGGGCCCCUUCAAUCUGCAAGUGCCGCAGUUUAGCUUCUCGCCGCAGCCGUACAUAACGCGGAUCGGCGAGUAUCUGGUCACGCUGCCCCAUCAGCUGGAGCUCUACCUGGAGGACGAAGCCCUGGCCUUCUCAAUUCGGGGGCUGCCGUACCUGAAGGAGGAGGAUUUUCAGGCCGAGGCUCCAGCGAGCGAGCCCGGAGCGGAAAGCAGUGGUGCUGACCCCAGCGACGACAGCCUCGAGGCGACCCAUUUGUGGAUCACGUCGGUGUGCCGCGGCAGCAUGGUGCAGUACGUCAAUGUUAUCAUGGGCAUUCGGUGCCUGAGUGAAGACGGACGCAAGCAGCUCCUGGCAGAUAUCGGCUACAUCAGCAACGUCUACGAUGCCAUGGAUAUCGAGUUGGUGGUGUCGCUGCGGCGACUCUGCGGCCUGCUCCAAGCCACUGUCGACGAGUACCAGUCGCAAUUUGCGGCCAAGCUGGCGGGACAGGCAGCCGAGGAGAACGACACCUUUGGGGAUCUGGACAUGGUUCGCCGAGUGGCAGGAAUCCGCGGCAUUGCGCUGGACGGGUGAAACGAUCGAAUGCAAUAUAGCUCCACAUGAAGUGCUCGACAGACGAGAGCCGAUAGGA